Messenger RNA from Cuscuta europaea, 1797 nucleotides. The record is from the annotation of a GenBank genome assembly. Lineage: Eukaryota; Viridiplantae; Streptophyta; Magnoliopsida; Solanales; Convolvulaceae.
CCCUUACCUUUCUUCUCAAGAGUCUAACCACGGCUCUUCUCUCUCCCCAAACAAUUUCCGCCGUUCAAAUCCAUUUGUCUCUCUUUAAUUUCCUCCAUCAAACAAGCUAAGCAUGGAGAAAAUGAAGCUUCUCUCGGAGAAAGUCACGUGCAACUCACAUGGACAAGAUUCCUCAUACUUCUUGGGAUGGGAAGAGUACGAGAAGAAUCCUUACGAUGAGGUCAACAAUCCCAAUGGAAUGAUCCAAAUGGGACUCGCAGAGAAUCAGCUCUCCUUUGAUCUUCUUGAAUCAUGGCUAGCUCAAAACCCAGAUGCUGCCGGGCUAAAGAAAGACGGGCAGUCCAUUUUCAAACAGCUCGCACUUUUUCAAGAUUACCACGGUCUUCCUUCUUUCAAAAAUGCCUUGGUUAGAUUCAUGUCAGAAAUCCGAGGAAACAAAGUCACAUUUGACGCAAACAAGCUUGUCCUCACCGCCGGCGCCACCUCAGCUAACGAGACUCUCAUGUUUUGCCUGGCGGAUCCCGGCGACGCUUUCCUCCUUCCGACUCCAUACUAUCCUGGCUUUGAUAGAGACUUGAAGUGGAGGACUGGAGCAGAGAUCGUGCCAAUACAGUGUUGCAGCUCAAACGGCUUUAGAAUAACGGAGACGGCGCUUGAAGAAGCUUACCAAGAAGCUGAGAGGAGGAACCUCAAAGUCAAAGGCGUUUUAGUGACGAACCCGUCAAACCCUCUUGGAACAACGUUGACCAGACAAGAGCUCAAUUUUCUUCUCACCUUCAUCGUCGAGAAGGGCAUUCACCUGAUCAGCGACGAGAUCUAUUCCGGCACCGUCUUCGACUCGCCGGGGUUCGUCAGCGUCAUGGAGGUUCUCAAGGAGAGGAACUACGUCGACACUGACGUGUCGAACCACGUUCACAUUGUGUAUAGCCUCUCGAAAGACCUCGGGCUCCCGGGUUUCCGCGUCGGAGCUAUUUACUCCAACGACGAAAUGGUCGUCUCCGCCGCGACGAAGAUGUCGAGCUUCGGGCUGGUUUCGUCUCAGACUCAGUACCUUUUGGCUGCGCUUCUCUCCGACAAAAAGUUCACGAAAAAGUACGUCUCCAAGAACCAGAAAAGGCUGAAGAAAAGGCAUGACAUGCUCGUCAAAGGUCUUAGGGCCGCCGGAAUCGGCUGCCUGGAAAGCAACGCCGGGUUGUUCUGUUGGGUGGAUAUGAGGCAUCUUCUCAGCUCGAACACUUUCGAAGCCGAGAUAGAGCUGUGGAAGAAGAUCGUUUACGAAGUGGGUCUGAACAUUUCGCCCGGUUCUUCGUGCCACUGCACUGAACCGGGCUGGUUCAGGGUUUGCUUCGCUAACAUGACAGAAGAGACGCUGAGCGUCGCAAUGCAACGAGUCAACGCAUUUGUCGACUCAUCUUCCGCCGCUGCAGCUGAGGCGGACAGAGGUGUCGACCGUAGUCCAAAGAAUUACGGGGGAAAGAAUUCGAAGAGGAAGGGGUUUACUAAGUGGGCUUUCCGGCUGUCCUUCAACGACCGCCAGAGAGAGCGUUAGUGCUGCCGGCGGCCGGCCACGGCGGUCAACCUUGACCGCAAAUUAAACUUUGAUUGGUUCCAUGAUUUUUCAUUUUUAUUGUUUUUUUACGUCCGAGCUGAGACGUACAUUAUCAGGUGUUGUUUUUUACCACCUACACUGGCUGUAGGUGUUGACUGUUACGUUGAUGAGUUUUGGACUAUCUUUUUAGAUUAUGCACUCCGUCCACGUUGUUGGACGAGAAGUGGCACCCGGCCAGAUGGCGAGAC